UUGACAACAUGUUUCCAACUAAAGUAGCUGUUAGAUAAGUGCAUUAAGAAAAGAAAAAAAAAAAAAAAGGCCAUGGCAGAAGCAGAGCUGAAUAGCAGAGAAAAGAGAUGGUCUCUCAAGGGAAUGACUGCCGUUGUCACCGGAGGAACAAGAGGCAUAGGGCAUGCUAUAGUAGAAGAAUUAGCAGGAUUUGAAGUGGCAGUGCACACGUGUUCACGCAAUCAAAAAGAGCUUGAUCAAUGUUUACAGGAAUGGAAAAACAAAGGUUUCAAAGUAACUGGGUCUGUCUGCGACGUAUCUCAUCGAGACCAAAGGGAGAAACUCAUGCAGACUGUCUCCUCCAUCUUUAAUGGAAAACUCAACAUUCUUGUCAAUAACGCUGGGAUAGCUCUAGCUAAAGAAGCAGUGGAGAUAAGUCCUGAAGACAUAUCCUUGGUAAUGGGUAUCAAUUUUGAGUCUUGUUAUCAUCUGUGUCAACUUUCACAUCCUCUCUUAAAGGCAUCAGGAAAUGGAAGCAUUAUCAAUAUUUCUUCCAUUGUAAGCAUUGUUGCUACUUCUCAAUCUGCUAUCUACGCAGCUUCUAAAGGAGCAUUGAAUCAAAUCACCAAAAACCUGGCAUGUGAGUGGGCGAAGGACAUGAUUCGCGUUAAUGCAAUUUCACCAGGGCUAAUUAAAACCCCAUUGGUGGAAAAUCUAACGGAAGUUCCUGAACUGGCUGAUUAUAUAUAUCGAUUACUUUGUAGAAUCCCUAUGUCUCGGUUUGGAAAGCCUAAUGAGAUUUCAUCAAUGGUGGCAUUCCUUUGCUUCCCUACUGCUUCCUAUAUAACUGGUCAGGUUAUUACUGUUGAUGGAGGAUUUACUGUGAAUGGAUUUUGCCUUCCAAAUAAUAAAAAUUAGAUAAAUCUUUCUAGUUUGUAAAGAAAACAGAUACUACCUAAAUAAUUAAGGUUUCAGUCUGUAAUGAAAUCAGAUUGUAAUUUUUUUUUUAUUGUAUAUCAUUAAUUAAUUUUAUUAUAUUGUUGCUUA
Hevea brasiliensis (rubber tree) is the source of this 1026-nucleotide messenger RNA. Its product is annotated as tropinone reductase homolog. The transcript has 5 exons. The record is from RefSeq and is a predicted model, not a curated record. Lineage: Eukaryota; Viridiplantae; Streptophyta; Magnoliopsida; Malpighiales; Euphorbiaceae. Gene Ontology annotation, molecular function: oxidoreductase activity. The coding region runs from base 73 to 897 and encodes 274 amino acids.